AUGAUGAUUUGCUCAAAACUAGAUUUAUUUUCGUCUUAAUUCACUUUUAACGUAGGAGGAUAACACCAUAAAAAGGGAACCCUUUUUGGAUCAUUUACUUCCAUUUUAAUUGUUAUAGCAAUGGUUUCUUACUCAAUCUAUUUAUUUAGGUAAUAUGAUCUGAAUUAAAUAUAACCUAACUACAAAUCCCAAAAUUUUAUUACAGAAGAAACAAUAACAAUUGAUUUGAAUUCAGACUUAAUUGGAUUUAGAUUUGAACACAGUUUGAACAAGAGUAUUGAUAUAUUAGAAAAGGAGAAUGGUAAAACUUAUGUUGUAUUUCUUGCUUAUUUCUUAAAUUAAGAUGAGAAUGAGAAUACAAUGAUUCCGCUUGAUAUUAUAAAGUGCUCAAGUAAAAAUCUGAAAGGAUAUUAUUGCUUAGAUUUUACCAAAGUAUCAGAUAUUGCACUCACUCUUAAUUCUAAUCAAGGUGUAUUAUCUUAAAUCAAGAUCUUUACUUAUGGUUGUUUAGAUAUUGAUGCAUAAAAAAAAUAUGUUCCAGAUAAUUGCGCAAGCUAAGCAGAAAUAGAUUAUAUAAUAAAUGCAGUAGAUGGAGGUAUAAAAUUUAGAUUGUACACUUCUUAAUUUAACACAUAAACCAGAAAAAUUUAAACUAAUUAUAGAACUUUCUUUAUUUACACAAUGUAUAGUGCUUAAAUACUUUCAACUUUUAAAGCCUAAAAGUAGGUUACUUCUGUGACCUAAGGAAUGUUAAUUCAAGAUGUAGAGGCUUUUUCUUCUCCUUUAGAGUAUGAUUUGCAAAAUCAGACUUUAAGCAGAAGCGAUUGUAUAGCAUAUGCAGGUGUUAGCUAUUACAGCUAGGUAGCCUUCUUAGUUGAUGAAAUGUAUUAAGAAAUUUAAAUUUAAUAUCCAACCCUGCCCUAAGUUCUAGCUCUUGUUAACGGUGUUUUUACUCUUUUAAUGAUUUCUGGAGUUCUGUGCAGAGCUAUUUCAAAAAGAUCAAUAAAAAAAGAUUUUAUGAUGCUUUUUUUGUAAAGUAUUUAUCCAGGCUCUUACCUAAAAAUGCUAAAAUCAAUGAAUUUACAUCAAGGUAUUAGCUAAACAUUAUAAAAUAAAAAUGUAGAUUAAAUAGAAGCUAGAAAAAAAGAAGUUAAAAAAGUAGAAAAAAAGUCUAGCUUGGAUGAAAUUGAAGAGAAAAUAGAAGGCGAAACAAACAAAAUACCAUCUUUCUUUCAAAAAUAAAAAUUAUUUGGAUUUAUGAGAUAAGCUUCUAAUUAAAAAGUAAAUCAUCAUGGAUCCUGCCAAAAUUUGAACAAUGUUUCUAAUACGAUGAGUAGUUCUCCUAUAAAAUAGAAUGCAAAAAACAGUUUAAUUGUUAUGCAGCAAGAAUAAUUUUUGUUUGAGAAAUCUAAUAGAAAAUCUUAAACUAAUUUAUUGGUGGAAAAUUAAUCCUUGCCAAAUCAAUUUUAAGAUAAUUAAGAAUGUUUAAAGAAAUCAGAGUCUAAUAUUUUAUCUUUCUCUGAUAAAGCACUUUCAGUUAAUUCAAUCUAAAAAAUGUUCUCUAAUAUUAAACCUAAUUAGACUAAAGAAAUUAAUACAGAAACUAAUUAAAAUAAUUCCAAUUAGUUAUAAAAAUUCAAUUUAGUGAAUAAUUUUAAUUUUUCAGAAAAAAUUCGAAGAAUAAUUUUUGGAUACAAGUGUUGCAAUAAAAAAGAAUAUUUAAAGUCAAAGGGAAUCAAUUAGUAAAUGGUAAAACUAGUCGAAAAUCAAGUGAAUAAAGGACUUGACAUAUUAUAGGUAUAUCAAGACAUCAUUUUAUUGAAAAAAGCAAUAAUGAUGAUUUUAACAAAAGACUAGUUGGCUUCUUUGCAACUUAUUGGUUGUUCAUCUGAUUAUUUAAACUCCAAUUUAAGUCAUUGUGGCUGUUUAUCUGUUGAAGAUUAACAAAAUUUAAGCUACUACGAGUAGCAGUUUUCUAUAUCCUAAUCAUCACAGCUACAGAAUCAGCAUAUUUAGUAAUUUUUAUCAAGAUGCUAAAAUAAUUAAAGUCUAAGUGAAAUAGAUUAUAGAAUAUUUACAUCUAUAUGUAAAGAUUUUAAUGAAUGA
This is a messenger RNA of Tetrahymena thermophila SB210, 2106 nucleotides long. Its product is annotated as AMP-binding enzyme family protein. NCBI's taxonomy places the organism in Eukaryota, Ciliophora, Oligohymenophorea, Hymenostomatida, Tetrahymenidae. The record is from RefSeq and is a predicted model, not a curated record. The transcript has 3 exons.